Molecule: messenger RNA, 530 nt
Organism: Protobothrops mucrosquamatus (brown spotted pit viper)
Lineage: Eukaryota; Metazoa; Chordata; Lepidosauria; Squamata; Viperidae
Gene: CHTF8
Product: chromosome transmission fidelity factor 8
Exons: 3
Coding region: 1-360 (119 amino acids)
Biological process (GO): mitotic sister chromatid cohesion
Cellular component (GO): Ctf18 RFC-like complex
Source: RefSeq, a predicted model, not a curated record
AUGGUGCAGCUGGCCGUGCGCCGGGCGGCGCGCGGGGAGGCGGCGGCGGAGUGGCUGCUGCUGGAGCUGCAGGGGCAGCUGGAGGCGCGGGGCAGCGGCGGCGGCGGGCUGGCCGGGCGGCUGCUGGGGGACCUACACUUCACCCAGGAGGGAGCGCCGGUGCUGAUCGUGGGCCACCACGUGCUCUACGGGAAGGCGGUGCGACUGGAGAAGGCCGUGGCCGUCCUGCGUAGAGGAGCCGCCGCGCCCGGCGACCCUCCCGGCCCCGCCGCCUACGAGGUCGCCGCGCUCAUCCGUACCAAGAUGCUCUUCAAAACGCGCCCCAAGCCCAUCGUCCCCAGCGCGCCCAAGAAGGCCUGAGUCCCGCCGGCGGGCCCUCCCCGGUGCUCUUUGGCUGUCAGGCUGGCAUUUGGGUGCCUGUCUAUUCUUUGCCGAAAGGGGACAGUUUGUUGGGACCCUGUUAAUUUGGGGGCGGGGGGGACAGAAAAAGGCUCCUCUGUUUACAAAGCUUUAUUAUUGUAACAAAUGCA